This is a messenger RNA of Magnolia sinica, 537 nucleotides long. RefSeq lists its product as uncharacterized. The transcript has a single exon. Bases 1 to 537 code for a protein of 178 amino acids. NCBI's taxonomy places the organism in Eukaryota, Viridiplantae, Streptophyta, Magnoliopsida, Magnoliales, Magnoliaceae. The record is from RefSeq and is a predicted model, not a curated record. Gene Ontology annotation, molecular function: RNA-DNA hybrid ribonuclease activity; nucleic acid binding.
AUGAUUACGUAUGAACCGACGAAGGUAGUAAAAGGGCGGGUGGUGGUAGAUUUUCUAGCAGCCCAUCCUGUGACGGACUAUAAAGCCAUCUUCGAUGAGUUUCCUGACAAACAAGUCAUGAUGACAGAAUUGCCAAACGUGUGGCAGAUGUUCUUUGAUGGAGCAGCUCCGGUGACAAGAGCAGGUGUCGGAGUAAUAUUCAUCACCCCCCAAGGCGAUUUGUUGCCUUACUCUUUCACGUUGGGUACCGUAUGUACAAAUAAUGAAGCCAAAUAUAAUGCCCUUAUCAUUGGGAUGGAAAUAACCAGUGAACUGAAGAUAAAAGCAUUGCGAAUUUAUGGGGAUUCUAAGCUGGUCAUAAAUCAAUUGACAAUUGAAUUUGAAAUAAGGAAACAAGAACUUCUGCCAUAUUGUCGAAGGGCACAACAUAUAUUGGAACAAUUUUUGAACGUUAAAAUCAAGCAUAUAUUGCGGUAUGAGAAUGCGAAGGCCAAUGCUUUGGCCAGUUUAACAAUAACAUUAUCUCUAAGUGGAUAG